CCGCUGCUGCUGCUGGCGCUGGCGGCGAUGCUUCUGCUGUCGCACGCGGCGGCCGAGAGCUUGGAGUCGACCAUGGGCAUCAUCAACACCAAGCGCUCCGUGAAGCUGGACCCGAGCGUGCAACACAUUCCGCUGGACCCAGCGCAGGCGCAGCUGCGGCCGCCGCCGGCGCAGAUCCCCGCGUCCUUCGACAUCUUCGUUGGCCUCUCGGUCUUCCGCGACGGCUACCGCUGCGGCAAGACCAUCUUCACGGGCCUCAAGCGCGCCAAGUACCCGGAGCGGCUCUUCUUCGGCGUCGUGGACCAGGUCAACGAUGGCGACGAGCGUUGCCUCGACGAGUACUGCAAGAUGGCGGAGGCCGAGUGGCCGGACAAGGGCCCGUGCCCGUACAAGGACCACAUCCGCGUGGACGUGCACUCGGCCUCCGAGUCGCGGGGCCCCACGCUUGCGCGCCACCAGCAGCAGAAGCUCAUUCAGCAGGAGGAAUUCUGUCUGCAGCUCGAUGGCCACAGCAUCUUCACGAACCUUUGGGACGAGAACCUCUUGGCCGAGUGGAAGCGCGUCAACAAUGAGAUGGCCGUGCUCUCCACGUACUUGCACCACAUCCACGACUUCGUCAAGGAGAACGGCGACAACGCGCUCUCGGCCUCCUUGCCGCACCUGUGCUCGACCAUGCGUGGCUCCAACGGCCUAGUGCGCACUGUCGGCGCCAGUAUGAUCAGUGGGUCUAAGUUCCCGCAACUCGAGGCGCUUUGGGGCGCUGGUCUGUCUUUCAACAAGUGCCACGCGGAGCGCCGUGUGCCCGUGGACUCGCACACGCUCUGGAUGUUUGACGGCGAGGAGUUCCUGCGUGCGACUCGCCUGUGGACUAGUGGCUACGACAUGUAUUCUCCUAGCGUAUUGGGGUCUGUUAUCUACCACAAUUACUCCAAGGUGCCGGCUCGCUUCGAGCACAUCACGGUGGACCCGCAGGUGAAGAAGCGCGAGAGCGAAAUGGCCAUCAACCGCUUCAACCAUAUGGUUGGUAAGCCAGUCAAGGGCCUUGUCGACACCUACGAGUUGGACAAGUAUGGAUUUGGCUCGGUGCGCUCGUUUGAGUCGUACUUGAAGUUUUCUGGCGUUACCUUCAAGGAAGGUGUGAACGACACCGAGUCGUGUGAACAGCUCCACUGGGUGCCGUACGAAAAUGCGACAGAAGUUGAAGAUCUUAUGGGCAAUGGCUGGAAAUUGCAGGCGAAGUCGGCCAGUGUUGCUGAGCCCACUCCCAAGCAACAGGUUGCCGAGGAGGUCGAGCAAGAUGCAGAAGCGCAAAGCAUGACUGCCAAGAAGGGAGAGACAACUUCCACGCAGCCCACUAAGGCCCAGGGAAUUAUUGACGACGAUCCGAAUGCUGAAGUAGCCCGACAUGCUGCAGAUGCCCAUGCUGAGAACGGAGCGGAUAUCGGUGAAGACGAACAGUUGGAGGAGGCGAAGGCGCGCCUGCGGCAAGAAGUGGUGGACAACCGCGCAGCAAAGGCUCCGUCUGCAGCUCCCGUUUGGUUCUUCCUUUUCGUAGUUGUGGCCGCACUCUUCGUGACACUCUCGAACGACAGUGUGUCGCGCUCGAUCCGACUCAUGUUUUGUGCCAGCGCACCACACACGCACAGUAGCAACGAGUAGAUGGAGACAGGAAGCAGCACCAGGUAAAUUUGUGGGUGCCCCUCCUUAGAUGAUGUCCUCAACUUUGAUUCUUUACUGCGUUG
Phytophthora sojae is the source of this 1742-nucleotide messenger RNA. RefSeq lists its product as hypothetical. Lineage: Eukaryota; Oomycota; Peronosporomycetes; Peronosporales; Peronosporaceae. Bases 28 to 1659 code for a protein of 543 amino acids. The record is from RefSeq and is a predicted model, not a curated record. The transcript has a single exon.